AUGGGACGCUUUAGUUGGUGUACGGAAGGUUCUAGUAGCUCUGUUAGACUAUGGAGUGAUGAUGCAGCGGAAGUGAGCUCUCAUACAACUCGACCUAUAAGCUUUGGAAUUCCUAGCAGAUGCUACUGCGGUUUGUUGACUCUGCUCAAAAUGAUGGACCGUGCGGAUGAAUACCCUGGUCGAAUGUUCUUCGGGUGCAAGGAUUACAAGCUCGGUCCCCCUCAUCUGGUGAAGUGGUGGGAUGAGGCUAUGAUGGAGGAGUUCGAAGAAGUAAGACUGACCAGAGAGAACCCUCAAGCACGUAUCAUUGAAGCUCAAAAUGCAGAUCGUGAAGACCUUACGCGGAAUGAGGCAGAAAUAGUUCAACUAAAGGCCCAACUUCUGGGGACUAGACGCAGGAGAAGAGUCGAGGUUACGACGUUGGGUAUGGUGGUUGUUGUACUCGUCUGUCUGAUAAGUUAUUCGCUAUUGUGA
Messenger RNA from Microthlaspi erraticum, 474 nucleotides. The record is from the annotation of a GenBank genome assembly. Lineage: Eukaryota; Viridiplantae; Streptophyta; Magnoliopsida; Brassicales; Brassicaceae.